CCAUGAAAUAAUUGAGAAGGAAGAUAUAGAGGAUCCGAUGGAUGAAGUUGUCAAUAUUCUUAAUUCGCAUCUAACAUCAUUACAAUGGAUAGAUUCGACAGUUAAUCAACUUACUCAAAACGUUCAUAAUGCAAAAUUGCUACUUACUCAGACUCAAAGUGAGUUAAAUUCUCGACAACAGCAAAAUGGUACCGGUAGUAGUUCUGGAUAA
This is a messenger RNA of Funneliformis caledonium, 211 nucleotides long. The record is from the annotation of a GenBank genome assembly. Lineage: Eukaryota; Fungi; Glomeromycota; Glomeromycetes; Glomerales; Glomeraceae.